AUGAAUAUCCCAAACUUGGCUGACUACCUCCGCCGGUUAUCCGCAGCUAGCAAAACCAAGAAAAAACUAGUGUUUAACCAAAGCAAACGCCGUAGGAACGGAGUAGCUAACGAAGAUAAAUAUUGUAUUGUGAUACUGGAGAGAUACACACGGUUGUGGGAGGUUAUCUACUUGCCUAACGGAACAACGCCCUUGAAGUAACAGCAAACCUAUAAUUUCGAUUCACACAGCAAGCAAGACCCUGUAGCUUUGGCCUAAUUUAAAUCUGUGAAAGAGCAUUAGCACGCUAAAUUUGACUCCGGCUGUGAGAGAGAAGGAAAAAGGUGCACUAUAACUCGCAAAAAGGCUCUAUCCCGUCUACGUUUAUCGAGUUUGCUAGAUUGAGUAACAUCUUCAAAAUGAUGCAGAUAUCGGAUUCGUACAAUCAGAAGAAUUCAUUAUUCAACGCGAUGAACCGCUUCAUAGGGGCGGUGAAUAACAUGGAUCAGACAGUGAUGGUACCGAGUCUUUUGCGAGACGUGCCUCUAGAGGAGGAGCAGGAAACGAAAACGGUCAGGACUGCUAGCAAUGGCACAUCGACCUAUUUCCAGGACGUUGGGGACAUGCAUAGUUAUUACGUCCUUUUGAAGUCUAUUAGAAAUGACAUUGAAUGGGGAAUCCUUCAAGGAGAUGAGAGGCGAAAAGAAAAGGUUGGCGUGACCGCCCUCGACAUCUCCACGCUGGAGUCAGAUGAAGACUUGGAGAAACAGUUUCAUUAUCAUUUGAACGGACUGCACACGGUUUUGUCCAAACUUACCCGAAAAGCGAAUACUCUCACCAACAGAUACAAACAGGAGAUUGGCAUUCGGGGUUGUGGACAUUGAGACUGCAACUUUUUUAACCAGGCGAUUGAGGUGGUUAGAACCAGCGAGGCUAACGCCCGACAUCAAUACGCAAAUUGAUGCUCCUGUUGAAAUAUGAUAAUUAUAACUAGGGAACACUGGCCUGUCAUGGUGAAAUAGUUUACAUUUAUUCAAAACGUGAGAAGUGUAAAGUCCUGCUGGACAUGUUUCAAAUAAGC
This is a messenger RNA of Osmerus eperlanus (European smelt), 1060 nucleotides long. Its product is annotated as mid1-interacting protein 1-B-like. Gene Ontology annotation, cellular component: cytosol. The record is from RefSeq and is a predicted model, not a curated record. The coding region runs from base 399 to 863 and encodes 154 amino acids. The transcript has 2 exons. Gene Ontology annotation, biological process: regulation of lipid biosynthetic process. NCBI's taxonomy places the organism in Eukaryota, Metazoa, Chordata, Actinopteri, Osmeriformes, Osmeridae.